AUGACGCCCACGACCCAAGGCUCGCAACUUGCCGAGUCGACGCCGCAAAUCGACUUGCCCCAGCGCAUGGAUGCACCGCUCAUGAUGAACACGCCCGCGCGGGUGCCCAGCAUGACAAGGGAUGCCCGCGUCCGCCUGAAUGUGUUUUCUGCGCGCGCGCUCGCCCGCCGAAAGCUCGCGGCGUCGCCACUGACCAGUGGCAACAACUACAGCAGCAUCAACUUGGACAAACCAAAAGAAACGGCCGUCGAGGCGAAGCGACUGAAGGACUUUGCCAUGCUGGCAGCAUCAAGCAAGCGGGCUGGCCGAGUAGAGCAAGAGGCGCUGGCGUAUUUUUGCAUGGGCAUUGUUCAUGACAACGUGGACGACUUCGACGUUGCUAUUGACGUGUACAAGAAAGCGCUUGCCUUGCUCGAGAACUCGGACAACUUGUCGUUCCGCGCGCUCGUGAUGUCAUGCAUUGGCGUAGACUACCAGUUGAGCUCGUCGGGGGCCGUCGCGUACACCGGUCGAUUCGUGGAUCCCGACAGCGCGGCGCUUCAAGCAGCUCUCACAUGCCACCAGCACCACGCCGAUAUGAACGUUGACGAUGCCGGGCAGUUUGUCGCGCACACAAACGUCGGGCUCACGCUGGGUAGCCUCGGCCGGGCUGCCGAAGCUGCCAAGCACCACCAAGAAGCGCUGCGGGUGGCCAUUCGACUCAACAGCGCGUAUGGUCAGAGUCUGGCGGUGGGCAACCUCGGCCUCUUGGCCAGUCGGCAGGGCGACCUCCCGACCGCGACGGCGUGCAUGGACCAGCACCUUCAGCUCAUUCAGAGCGUCCAAGAUCGGAGUGCCGAAGUGAAUGCGUGGAUGCAGCUCGGGUUCCUUGCCACUCGCGAUGGCGCCCAUGACAAAGCUGUACGGUACUUUGACCAGGCCUACCGCCUAGCCCAAGACCUGAACGAGAUCGGGAUCAUGAAGCAAGCGAGUUGCUACCUCGGCAUUGCAAGAGGGUGUCUUCAUGCUCCGACGUUCUUUCGCAACGUCAUGCAGACCAUGUCGCAGGUGCACUCGGGUAUCUAG
This is a messenger RNA of Aphanomyces invadans, 1065 nucleotides long. RefSeq lists its product as hypothetical. The record is from RefSeq and is a predicted model, not a curated record. Bases 1 to 1065 code for a protein of 354 amino acids. The transcript has 7 exons. NCBI's taxonomy places the organism in Eukaryota, Oomycota, Saprolegniomycetes, Saprolegniales, Verrucalvaceae. Gene Ontology annotation, molecular function: protein binding.